Talaromyces stipitatus ATCC 10500 is the source of this 1569-nucleotide messenger RNA. RefSeq lists its product as uncharacterized. NCBI's taxonomy places the organism in Eukaryota, Fungi, Ascomycota, Eurotiomycetes, Eurotiales, Trichocomaceae. The record is from RefSeq and is a predicted model, not a curated record. Gene Ontology annotation, cellular component: membrane. Gene Ontology annotation, molecular function: metal ion transmembrane transporter activity; actin binding. Bases 1 to 1569 code for a protein of 522 amino acids. Gene Ontology annotation, biological process: transmembrane transport; metal ion transport. The transcript has 2 exons.
AUGGCAAGGUGGCAACGAUAUGCGGACACCAUCAGCUCUUACUCGAGGCUCUCUGCAGCCGAUUCCCUAUACACUGGCACACAUUUUGAAAGUCUCGCCUCAUAUUUACAAAUCCCCUUCCAGCCCUCAGAUUCAAGAUCCGAUGCUAGUCCAGUGGGCACUGAACCUCAGUUCCUGUCUGUAUACGAUAUGACCGUCGAUAACCGAUGGAGAGUGACACAUUUCAGAAGCGUCAACGAUUUCGAAAGUACCAGUUGGGUUAAUUCAAGUCCGAGGAUCAUAUUCAUGAGAGGGCUACCUUCUCCAGAAUGGCUACUGUCAAUCGGAGUUAAGUUUGAGUUGGAUCCUGAAUUCUUCCUACGCCAUCUUGACUUCUACAAAGGGCCGCCGUAUCAUUUUGGUUAUCCUUGUCUACCCUCAGCAAACGAGUGCAUGACUCGUCUUCGUGUGACAACUGUUGGGUACUAUAAGAUAAACUUUAGCAUGAAAAAUAGCCAUGCGGUCGUAGAGUCAAUGCAAAGAGAGAGUGCCGGUCUGAUGGACGCAUAUCUUCAGAAAAUCAAGACUCGCCGUCAUUCUCGGGUUGGUGAUUCCAUCUUCAGGGACAUCUCUGUUCAUGACUCAGAGCAUUUUACAAUUGAGCAAGACAUAUCAGUCUACAUUGGAACGUAUCAAGAUGACUGGAUAGGGUACAUAGUCUUCGUCUGGCUUGACAAUGGGGAGGAAGUAAGUACCGAAUUGACGCAAUGGCUAAAGGAAUCAUCUGCGUUAUUUAGAUCAUGGCAAACAGGCUAUCUUCCCAUUGUACAAUGUCAGCCUGGUAUCGCACUACGAACUCCACCUGUUUCAACCAGGGGUCGGAGUUUGUCGACUGUUAACACGCCCCAAAGUGCAUCAUGGCUCCAUCUGAACUACGGCCAAAGCUUGAGCUCAGACUUGGCCGGAAAGAGUCCGUUCUAUGCUCUCUACCAAGUUUUUUGCUUUGUUGCGUCGUCAGAGAUCCAAUUUCUCAAUAUGCUCCAGUCAAAGAUCGAAAAGGAAUUGAAGUCCUCUGCAAUUGUGCAGCAAAAGAACCCCACAUUGUCGUCUCUUCUGUACAACCAGCAGGUGCUCGAUAGGCAUAUUCAGCGCAUCCGGGAAAAUGUUACAUUCAUUCAACAAUAUAAGAAUCUGGACGAUUACAAGGAUGACGAUGCAACCCGGUUGUAUGAUAAAGUACUCCGGGAUUUUGAGCAUCUCCUCGCCCGAGCAACAAGCCUGUCUAAGCAGUGUAAUCGCGGCAUGCAAGUCAUCAUGAAUAAUGCAACCAUCAAAGAAUCUCGCAAAGCCAUAUCGCAGGCGGAAGGAGUCGCCAUGCUGACUCGGCUAGCAUUUCUUUUCAUCCCGUUGAGCUAUGUUUCAUCUGUAUUUGGUAUGAAUUUUGCACAAUUCGGACAAGGUAAAUUGAGCCUUUGGCUCUGGCCAGUGGUGUCAGUUCCGGUCUUUGCGAUUACGUUGCUAUUGGUUCGGUUUGAUGUCUUUGACUAUUUCAGCGGAUUGAUUAGCAGCACAGCAGGGAAUAUGUCAUAG